This is a messenger RNA of Metschnikowia bicuspidata var. bicuspidata NRRL YB-4993, 961 nucleotides long. Its product is annotated as 6,7-dimethyl-8-ribityllumazine synthase. The record is from RefSeq and is a predicted model, not a curated record. The coding region runs from base 76 to 573 and encodes 165 amino acids. The transcript is spliced from 2 exons. Gene Ontology annotation, biological process: riboflavin biosynthetic process. Lineage: Eukaryota; Fungi; Ascomycota; Pichiomycetes; Serinales; Metschnikowiaceae. Gene Ontology annotation, molecular function: 6,7-dimethyl-8-ribityllumazine synthase activity. Gene Ontology annotation, cellular component: mitochondrial intermembrane space; intracellular anatomical structure; riboflavin synthase complex.
GAACAAAUAUUAGACUCAGUAAUAUUAAUUCCUACAACACUAGCCACCUUUCUUAGAAAAAACAACAACAGCAAAAUGGCUUUAAAGGGAGUGGGCCAUGUGGACCAGAAAUAUGAUGGUUCCUCAUUGAGAAUUGGAAUUAUUCAUGCUACUUUUAACGAGCGAGUGAUUGCUAGCUUAGUCAAGGGAUGUGUUGCGAAAUUAAAGUCCUUCGGGCUCAAAGAAGGAAACAUUUUGAUCGAGUCAGUUCCGGGGUCUUUUGAGUUGCCAUAUGGCGCCCAGCUUUUCUUUGAAAAGCAAGCGAAAUUGGGCCGCCGUUUAGAUGCUGUGGUCCCCAUUGGCGUAGUCAUUAAAGGACUGGACAUGCAUUUUGAGUAUAUUUGUGACUCUGUCACGCACCAAUUAAUGAGGCUCAAUUUUGAGCUUGGCAUUCCCGUCAUUUUUGGCGUGUUGACAUGUCUCUCAAAGGAGCAAGCAGAGGCUAGGGCGGGGCUUGUUGAAGGCAAGGACCAUAACCACGGCGAGGAUUGGGGAGCUGCUGCUGUUGAAAUGGCUCUUAAAUUUAGAAUUUGAGAGUGAUUCGAAAAGCCAAACUUCAAUUAUUUUGUUGUUAAAUGUCGUAUCACGUGUGAAUUAGAGGUCAAUUAAAAUGACAAUAGGUGUCUCUCGUGCGGCUUCAUUUUCCUUUGAAUGUGCGCUAGCUUUAGAAGCUUUUAGGUGAAUAAGACAAGCGUCGCAGUUGUGGUUGUAUUGAACAGAGAAUGAUGUAUCUUUUUCCGCUUGGCGAGGAGGGGAGUAUGAGUCAAAACUAAACUUUGCCAAAGCUUCUGUGCUCUUUAUCAUUUAAUGUCAAUGAGAAACAAAAAAUCAGCUCCCGACUCUGAAGUGUAGGGUUGUACCCUUUCUUCUCUCGUGUAUCAAAGGUGCUUCUUAAGAGUGAUGUUUAGGAAAUAGCAGGUCA